AUGUUUUUCUGUGGAUCAAAUUCAAAUGCGCUCGUGGUAAAUUGCUGGAUAAGUCGCCAAAAUAUCCAAAAUGAUGGGUGGCAAAGCAAAUGCCUUCAAGAUCCUUGAACUAUCACCGUUUCUCCCAAACGCAAGACUAGCAAUUUGCAGAAAAGAACGCAAUAUGGACAGAAACCUGCGGACAGCGAUGCAGAAGCGGUGGUGCAGUAUUUGAGCAAGAUGCAGCAUUUAUCAGCAUUCAAUAUGGUGAGCGCAACGCCUGAUGCCUGAUACACCAUGACUUGGCGCAUGAUGCAGUGGCUCCUCGCAACGAUUUUCGUCAUUCUUUCUCCUGCUGAGCUGCGUGUCUCGAAGCAGAGCACGACUGGACAGCAGAGUAGCCACCCUGUACCCCAACCAGCAGCUGAAAGGGUUGCCAGACAUCUGCAGGACUGUGAGGUGAUUGCCUGGGCCGAACUCUGUGAACGAAAGAAGUUGACGGCCGGGUCGUGCUUUCAACUUCAGUCCACCGCGGAAGCGCCACUCUGCGAGCUGCAAGGGCCGCACGGGGCGCCGGCGCAGCUGCGCCCAGCGGCAGCGGGGAUUCUGACCUUGACAUCCGGGGAGCUACGCAUCACCGGGCAAAUUCAGAUGACUUCUAUCCGCCUGGCAGCCAAGACUGUGAACUUUGCAGAUGCUCACGUCGAAGCGUGGCAUGAAGCUCCAUUGGAUCCAAACUCCACCGCAUCUGGUGGCGCCUUUUUCAGCGAGGGGUCAUUCACUUUGACCAGGUCCCGCCUGACAGUGAGGGAUGUUCGGGCUACUACUAUGGAUGGCGGUGGCUUCGCAGCGGACGGAGACCUGACCCUGGGUGGCAUUGCAGGGGCGCAGGUGUAG
Messenger RNA from Cladocopium goreaui, 876 nucleotides. Lineage: Eukaryota; Dinophyceae; Suessiales; Symbiodiniaceae. The record is from the annotation of a GenBank genome assembly.